This is a messenger RNA of Thalassophryne amazonica, 2270 nucleotides long. It is a transcript of the gene slc5a8l, whose product is annotated as solute carrier family 5 member 8, like. Bases 183 to 2009 code for a protein of 608 amino acids. Gene Ontology annotation, biological process: propanoate transmembrane transport; sodium ion transport. Gene Ontology annotation, cellular component: membrane. Gene Ontology annotation, molecular function: organic acid:sodium symporter activity. The record is from RefSeq and is a predicted model, not a curated record. NCBI's taxonomy places the organism in Eukaryota, Metazoa, Chordata, Actinopteri, Batrachoidiformes, Batrachoididae. The transcript has 15 exons.
CAGUUUUUGAGCUUUGUGUUUUGAAACCCAGUUUUAUAUUAUAGUUUGCUGAGUUGAUUUCAAGAUCAUUUUGAUGGGACAUUUAUGGUUAUCGAGAUUUCCUAGAGUUGUGCUCCUGUAAACAGCUUUAUCUGCAGAUCAAACGGACGACUCGGCAUAAGGAAACUUCAGCUGAACUAAGCAUGGCUGGUACAGGUGGAGAUGUAGCUUCUUUCGUUGUUUGGGAUUAUGUUGUGUUUGCUGGAAUAAUUCUAGUAGCCGCUGGCCUUGGGCUGUUUCAGGCCAUCCGUGGCCGUAAGGAGACCAGUGGUGCCGAGUUCUUGUUGGCCGGACGGCAAAUGACAGCCGUGCCAGUUGCCCUGUCGCUCACUGCCAGUUUCAUGUCUGGAAUCACAGUAAUUGGCACACCAGCCGAGGCAUACCGUUUUGGAGCAGAAUUCUGGCUGUUUGGCAUUUCCUAUGCCAUCAUGUCCACUGUUACAGCUGAAAUUUUUGUCCCACUCUUUUAUCGCUUAGGGAUCACCAGCGCCUAUGAGUAUCUGGAGAUGCGCUUCAACAGAUUCAUUCGGCUCAUCGGGACAACAAUGUACAUCAUACAGACGGCUCUGUACACAGGCAUGGUCAUCUAUGCUCCAGCUCUUGCACUAAAUCAGAUCACUGGACUUGACCUGUGGGGAGUGUUGGUUGCUACAGGAGUAGUGUGCAUCAUCUACUGCACUUUGGGUGGUCUAAAAGCAGUCAUCUGGACCGACGUGCUUCAAAUGGUGGUCAUGCUGGCUGGAUUUGUGGCUGUUAUCGCUCAAGGCGCUGUCCUGCAGAAAGGCCUAGGAAACAUUUGGGAAGAUGCUUACAAUGGAGGACGACUAAAUGCAUUUGACUUUGACCCAGACCCACUGAGGCGCCAUACUUUCUGGACCAUUGUAAUCGGUGGCAGUGUGCUAUGGAUGUCUGUCUAUUCAAUCAACCAGUCUCAGGUGCAGCGCUACAUCUCCUGCAAAACCUUAGGACAUGCCAAAAUGUCUUUGUAUGUGAACAUGGUUGGCUUGUGGGUAACCGUGAGCCUGGCUGUAUUUUCGGGUCUCACGAUGUUCUCCAUUUAUAAGAAGUGUGAUCCAUUCACCAACGGUGACAUAAGCACUCCUGACCAGCUCCUUCCCUACCUUGUGAUGGAUAUUCUGGCAGCUUACCCCGGAAUCCCUGGUUUAUUUGUGGCUGCUGCAUACAGCGGGACCCUGAGCACUGUUUCUUCCAGCAUCAACGCCCUUGUUGCUGUUACUGUAGAAGACUUUGUAUUUCCACUGUACAAAAACUUCACUGAUAAACAAGUCUCGUGGCUCAACAUGGGUCUGAGUGUGUUCUUUGGAGCCGUGUGUAUUGGGAUGGCUGGAGUUGCCUCUUUGAUGGGAAGCAUUUUGCAGGCAGCUCUGUCCAUAGUUGGCAUGAUCGGUGGGCCUGUUCUUGGUCUUUACCUAAUAGGCAUGUUUUUCCACACAGCAAAUUCAAAAGGAGGACUUGUAGGAAUGCUUGUUGGUUUAGUGUUGUCCCUGUGGGUGGGAAUUGGAGCUCAGAUUUACCAACCCACACCUGACAAAACAGAUCCUCUGCCAUUGAGCAUUGUUGGCUGCAACAACUCACUGAGCUCCACAACAACUCCUCCGUGGACCAGUCCAGUGACCCCGACCAUUACGCCAGAUGUCAGACCAGUUCUUGCAGAAACCUGGUACUCUCUGUCCUACCUCUAUUUUGCUCCAUUGGGUACACUUACCACAAUGAUUAUUGGUCUACUGGUGAGCAUAUUCACAGGUGGAUGCAAGCAAGAGAAGCUUAACCCUGAUUUGUUCGUGAAGAAGAGCGAUUUGAUCUGCUUCAGCUGCUUCAGUGACUCAGAGCCAUCUGACAUCACAGAAAAGGUUGCAGCAGAUCGUCAACUGGGAGCCGACAACCCCGCGUUCACAGACAUUCAGUUUGAUGAAAUCCAUGCAGACCUCUCUGACACCACCAAACUGUAACACUGCCCUGGUGUUCACAUUCAUUGUGCUGAAAAUAUAUUUUACUACAGUUUAAUUUUUGUUUUCAUGUAAAGGCAUAAAUGACAUAUUGAAAUGAUUUUUAUACAGUAACUCUGUGGUGCAUUUGAUUCACAAGUAAUUGUAACUGUAAAGUGUGCCUGUGUUAUGCUGUGCCUUAAAAAGAACACUAAAUAAACGUUUUUUAAAUUUUAUUAAGUUCUUGAAAACUAGCUGCAAAACCCAAACUAAAUUUGCCUGAAU